Molecule: messenger RNA, 2044 nt
Organism: Perognathus longimembris pacificus (Pacific pocket mouse)
Lineage: Eukaryota; Metazoa; Chordata; Mammalia; Rodentia; Heteromyidae
Gene: Tmem109
Product: transmembrane protein 109
Exons: 4
Coding region: 167-898 (243 amino acids)
Biological process (GO): intrinsic apoptotic signaling pathway in response to DNA damage by p53 class mediator; cellular response to gamma radiation
Source: RefSeq, a predicted model, not a curated record
CGGCGCCCGCCUGCUCCAGACUCGCCGGGGAGGCCGUCCUGUCUCCGCCAGAGCCUGCGCACGCGCAGACCGCCAACCAACGCCCGGGAGUUCAGGCGCGGCUUUGGUGGCGCGUUUUAGCGAAGUCGCACGUGAAAGAUAGCGGCGGCCGGAGAACAAUCCAGUCAUGGCAGGCUCAGGCCGCUGUUCACCAUGGGGCAAGCAUCCGUUCAGAGCUCUCCCAGUGGUCCUCGUGGCGCUCGUUCUUCUCCACUUGGCAUCAGCCCAGUCCCAACGAAACUUUGCCCCACCAGGCCAGCAGAAAAGGGAGGCCUCCGCUGACCUUCUGACCCAGAUGGGCCGAUCGCUGCGGGAGACACUGGAUACCUGGCUGGGGCCCGAGACCAUGCACUUGGUUUCAGAGAGCCUGACUCAGGUGAUGUGGGCUGUGUCCUCUGCCAUCUCUGUGGCCUGCUUUGCCCUGUCUGGGAUCUCUGCACAGCUGCUGAACGCCUUGGGCCUGGAUGGUGACCACCUCACCCAGGGCCUGAAGCUCAGUCCUAGCCAAGUGCAGACCUUCCUGCUGUGGGGAGCAGGGGCCCUGGUCACCUACUGGCUGUUGUCUCUGCUCCUCGGCUUGGUCCUAGCCUUGCUGGGGAGGAUCCUGGGUGGUCUGAAGCUUGUCAUCUUCCUGGCAGGCUUUGUGGCCCUGGUGAGGUCAGUGCCUGACCCUUCCACCAGGGCCUUACUACUCCUGGCCCUGCUAACGCUCUACGCCUUGCUGAGCCGGCUCACUGGCUCCCGGGCCUCAGGGGCCCAACUGGAGGCCAAAGUUCGAGGGCUGGAGCGCCAGGUGGAGGAGCUGCGCUGGAGACAGAGGCGAGCAGCCAAGGCCUCCCGGAAUGUGGAAGAAGAGUGACAAGGAUGUCCCCAAAGGCCACCAUCACCAUACCAAAGAGCUGAGCUGCUUCUGGGCUGAACAGCCCUCCUUGCAGCCCUCUGCCCUUUCCUUGCCCUGCAUCCGAACCUUCAGAACUUUCAUCCCUGCCUAGCCCCUUGCUGAAGGGGCUGGUCCUCCACCUGAGGCUGGCUGUCUGGGGGUGGAUCUCUGCCCACUCUCCCCUUCCGGCCUGUCUCAGCAUGGCGGGUUGGAGGGGGUCUCUGCCCCAGCUUCUGCAUCUGCUCUGGCCAGCAUCACUGCCACUGGUUUCCUAUGACUUAUCCGCCUCCUCUGCUACUGCCUGGCGUCUUCCCCAAAUGACAGCUCUCCGCCUUUCUGCUCCUCCACCAUGCCUCCAGCUCCCUUUUCCUUCCAGGCCUGAUCCCACCAAACCACAGCCCCUGGAGGCCUGCCCUGCCCUUAUGGCCUGGCAAGGCGGGACCUGAGGAUAAGGGAAGAGGAAACAGGGUUCCUGGAGGCCUGGGGGUAGUGGUGGGAGACCCCUUGUACUUUCCAUCUGUUACAAGUGCCUUAAUCUGAGCCAGCAGAGCCCUCUGCUGGCCCCUGCCAUACUGUAUGUGGGAAAUGCUGCUUUGUUCCUAACAGAGCAGUCCAGCCUCAAAGAAUCGGAAUCCCCUUCAGCCAAAGGCAGUGGCUUCUGUGUAGGCUUGUCCUGCAGGUGGGGCCCUGUGGGAAUUUCAGUGACCCUGAAGGGGGUUGGAGGACUUGAUUCCUUGUCUGCCUAACUGCAAGGCAUUCUCAGUACCUGUGGCUUCAAUCCCCGCCCCCCAGGAGCAGUUGCUGACUAGAGUCACCAGCAGUGGGGAUGAGCACAGAGUGGCCCCUUUCCUGCCCGUGCUCUGCAGGCCAUGGGGGAUGCUAGCCUCCCCCCAGGGUGCGCUUGCUCGCUCUUGGGCUCUGGCCAUCAGGGGUCUCUUCCUCCUUUGGGGCCCUGGUAUUCCCUAGGCCAGGCUGGGCUCAUGAUAAUGAAGUUCUUACUGUUCAGGUUUGAUGUGGAAUCAUGACUGCAGUGAUAUAUAUUUUUAUCAGCGCUUGGUUGGUUUUAAAUAAAGUGCACGCUAUUUUAUUAUCUUGUCCUGAAUAAAAACGUAUUUACUCAAAAGU